Stylonychia lemnae is the source of this 4095-nucleotide messenger RNA. NCBI's taxonomy places the organism in Eukaryota, Ciliophora, Spirotrichea, Sporadotrichida, Oxytrichidae. The record is from the annotation of a GenBank genome assembly.
AUGGGAACUUGCUAUACUAUGAAAUUUAACAAAAAGAAAAAUGAUGAUGAUUAUGAUAGCAUAUAACAACCCACAAUGUCAGAAACAAUGACUAAAAUUAGAAGAAUGCAUCUAGAAUCCGAGUUGAGAUAGAAGUAAAUGAAUAAUAAUAGUGAAAGAUAAAAAUAAAUGAAAAAAGCAUUGCAAGAAAAACUUAUGCUCAAAUCAGGUUUGUUCUCAACUUUGAAACUUGAGGAUUAGAUUGAGCUCUUUAAAAAAUAAUUCGUAACCAAGUUAGUUAUAGAGCCAGAUGGAAUAUAUUCUAAUUAUCUACUCCACAUAUUUAUGCAGAAUUUUCAGGAUACUAAUUAGUUGAAAUAACUAAUUAAAUAGAGUGGAGUUCAGCAAAUUGUGAGACCCUAACAUAAUAGUUAAAGUGAUGAGUUUAUAACUUGUGGAAUAAACAUUGAAGAAAUAUUGUGCAAGUUCUUAAACUAACAUUCAUAGAAAUUCUCAAAUUUCUCAUUUCAAGAGAAGGCAUAAGUGGAUGAAAGCAUGAAAGUGAUAGAUUAUAAAAUUUAAGCUUAGGAUGAAUUGAGAUAAAAAGUAAAUCUUGAUGUAAAAUUUUUCAUAGCUGACAUUCAUAAUAAUCCAGAAAUGCUCAUAAAACUAAUCCAUCAAGUUCAAGUUUACAAAAUACUUUAAAGCAGAAUGCCAAUCAAAAUUCAUGAGGAAAUAUUUGAAUGCACUCACGAUAGUCUCAAAGGUAUAUCUAGGUAUUGUCUAAUCUACGAAAUUUAAUCAAAGGAGAAUCAUGGAAUUAAGACUGUCACUGAGCAAGUAAAAGCUUGGCACAAAAUUCAAACUUAAGAUCAAGAGGGAUUAGAAUAAUUUAGUCUGGAAAAGCUUAUUUAUCUGACUUUACAAAUGAUGCUUAUUAUCAUAGAUUUACAGCAAUUAGAUAUGUAUAGCUACCUAGAGUUUCAAGAAUAAAGCCUCUUAAUUAACAGCUAUGGCUAACUUCUUCUCAGCUCCAACUACGAAUUAUCCUACAAACUCAUAAAAAUAAAGAAAUCAGACAUCACUACUCAGGAAAAAUAGUAGGAAAUAACAAAUUAACAAGAACUCUAUCUAAUCAUGAGCAUAAUGUCAAAUACUCCUGAAUAAUAUGACUUAAAGGAGAUAGUGUAUUAAAAGAAUAUGCCCGACCAUAAUAAUAAUCUUCAAAUAGCUCUUAUCACCUAAAAAAUAUUUGAAGCUUUUGAAUAGUAUCAUGAUAUACCAGUAAUCAAAGAAAGUUUCUUGAAAGCUGGAUUUAAAAAGCCCAAGAUGGAUGAUAAUACAGAUGAAGACAUUUAAUUUAGCAUUAACCAGUCAGUAAGAUAUUAAGAGGAUCUCAGAGAUCUUAUAAAGAUUAUAUUGAAAGAGCUAAAAGAUCCUAAGUUAAAUCUGAAUUUAAAAGAUGUUUACAAAAAUAUAUUCAUCAGACUCUAUGAAACAGGUGUAUUUGUAAAUCUUCUAGAGUAAUUUUACAUUGAAAAGAAGUACAAAUAGAUAACUUACCUAUUUGAGAUAAUUCUUAGUUCCAAUUAACUAAAAAAUGAUGAAAUUUUUCAAAGCAAAUUUUACAUCUUAUUAUUCGCUGGCAAAGCCUAUAUAAAACUAAAUAUGGCAAAAGAAGCAUUAAAGACACUUGAGGAAUGCUAUGAGUAUUAUCUAUUGAAAAGUGAUAAUGGAGUGAGUAUCAGAUAUUAAUAUGAAGAAAUGCUUGUUUCAUAUGAAAGGUCACUUGCCUUACUCAAGUCUGGAGAUAAAAUCAAAGCACUUGAAUAGGCUAUUAAAAUUUAACAAACUAAUCAUAGAAAAUUUAGUGAAUACAAUUAAUUUAGUAUGAGGUGCUUAAACCUCUUAUACAAAUGUCAUCUCGAGAAUAAGGACUAUGAAAAAGCUCUAAAAAAUCUUGAACUGAAACUCAAUUACCAAUAGAGAAUUUAUGCAGUAAAUCCAUUUAAUCUUAAUGUAGCUAAGACUCAUUUCAAGAUUGGUAAAACAUUACAUCAACUGGGUAAGUACAAAAUUGCUUUGGCACAUGUUGAGAGUGCUUAAAAAACAUUUGAGAGAGUGCUUGGAGAAGGGAGUAUUAAAUCUAUGGAAAUCUUGAAGGAACUUGCUCAAGUAUAAAUAAAAUGUGAAAAUUAUAACUUAGCAUUAAAGAACUAUAAAUUUUUACUAGCCUAGCAUGAGAUGUUACUAAGUCCUUACCAUGUCGAGAUUUUCUAAGACAACAAAUUUAUAGGUUAAUGUGCCAUCGAGGAUGCCAAAUAUGAUAUAGCCCAUCUUCAUUUAAUGAUAGCAAUAAGAAUAGCUGAAAAGGUCUUUAUUAUUCCUUUGGAUGAAAACAACACAUCUAAAUUUUAUCCUAAAAAUAAGGAUAGUGUAUUCAAUUCACUUGAUAUAGAGCAUGAAUAGUUCUCCUAUGUAAACUAUCUUUUGGGUUAGGUAAAUUUUAAGGGUCUCAAAAAUUUUGAGUAAGCAGAUUUCUACUUUGAAACAGCAUAGAGACACAUCUAAUAGAUAUCAAACUUGGAUUCUUAAUAGGAGUAUAUAGCAUAAAUUUAGUAUCAUCAAGGUUAAAAUCUUGUUAUGUUUAAUAAACCAGAUAAGGCUAGGAAAUUGCUUGAGCAUGCACUAGAUUACUUCAAAAGAUAAGAUUAGCUUGAAGAAUAUUAUUAUAAGACUUCAAUAGAUAUCUUUAUGAGUCUUAUCAGCAUUAAGAAAUCUCUCGAUCAUGAUAUUCCUGCUCAGAUUUCAGCUGAAGAUUACAUUGUAUAUAUUAAAUCGGCUAUUGUCAAAAUAAAAAAAUUAUACCUAAAAAAACAAGAUUAUGAUCAAAGAUUUGAAGUCUUUGAGCAAGAAUUGGAUUUGGUAAAGGCUUAUAAUCAACUUUUAUAUUUCUAUAUGAAAAACAAGAAUGAUAAUGGUAAAAAUAAUAUCAAAAUUUAGGAGAUACUUGAAGAUUAAUUACGUGUAUACAAGACAGCUAAGCUUCAAUAUGAAAAAAUAGCAUAGGAUAAAAAAAGAGAUUAGAUGGAUGAAGGAAUAAGGUUGUUAAACAAGAAAACAUAUGAUAAGUAUUAGGAUCUAAUUGAUUAAUACAGCAAUGAGUAUCUAUUAUAGCUAGCAAAAAUUGGAGAUUUCUUUUUGAUAAUCGAGGAAAUCGGGAGAGCAAUCGCAUUUUAUGAGAGAGCCAAAAAAACAUAUGAGGGAUUCAUAAAAAUUAAAGACUAUCAAAGAGUAUUCGAGAUACAGAUCAAAUUAGCUAAUGCCUAUUAUCACUCUGGCUAACAUAAGGAGUGUUUAUCAAUUUAUUUGAAUAUCCUGAAUAAUGAGAAAACGAGGUAUUAGGACUACUUGAGUGCUCUUCCUAAGAUAAAUUAAUAUUAACUUCAUAAGAGAAUAGGUGAGCUAUUUGAGAAUAUUUAGUCUUUUAAAGAUUCAAUAAAAAGAUAUCAAAGAUGCCUUGAAAUUUUGCCUCUGGCUUUUGAAAUAGAAUCUGAUGAUUAUGUUGAUGAAAAUAUAUAAUUAUAGAGUUCUUUAGCUUAUUGCUGUAAUUCUAUUGGGGCUAUUGAUAUGGCUCUAAAUUAUUAGAGAGUUUUACAUGAAUUAAAUAUAAAGUAUUAUGGAUAAAACCAUCCAAAUACUUUUAAUAGUGGUAUAUCUAUACUAAAACUUUUGGAUAAACUAACUUAUAACUAAUCUAAAUAGAUAUAUGAAGAAAAAUAAAAACUUAAAAUUCAAGUGAAAGACAUUGUCCUUGCUCUUUCUGAAAAAUAUCAAGAUUUAGCUUUUGAUAGUGAUGAUUUAGAAUUCGUUAUUUUUAAGAAUUAUUUGUAAUCUCAAUCAAUAAUACUCACUUUGAAUGAGUACUUUUAACAAGAUAAAGACUCUAGCUUUAAAUUCCUUAGUGAAUUUAAUAAUAAAACGAUGGAGAAACUCAAAGAGUACUUUCAAACUAUAGAUUAAUCCUUUUAAAGUAAGGAAAAGGUAAUCUAAGAAACUAUUAAAAUUAAAAAGCAGGCUAAUUAUCAAAGAAAGAAAGCUAGAGUUUAUAAGUGA